This is a messenger RNA of Malassezia restricta, 2178 nucleotides long. RefSeq names its product acetoacetyl-CoA synthetase. The transcript has a single exon. The record is from RefSeq and is a predicted model, not a curated record. Bases 1 to 2178 code for a protein of 725 amino acids. Gene Ontology annotation, cellular component: cytosol. NCBI's taxonomy places the organism in Eukaryota, Fungi, Basidiomycota, Malasseziomycetes, Malasseziales, Malasseziaceae. Gene Ontology annotation, molecular function: acetoacetate-CoA ligase activity.
AUGGCAACGAAACCCGAAGCACAGCAGCCAUUGCAGGGCCGACAGGUGUGGACGCCGCCUGAAGGCCCUAAGCGUAUGGACUCAUUCCGCGAGCGCAUUAAUGCUGAGCACGGUGUGGAUCUCAAGAACUACGCAGACCUGCACAAAUGGAGUGUGGACGAGGUAGGCAAGUUUUGGCAGGCCGUAUGGGACGAAAUGGGCGUGGUGGCCAGCGAAAAAGCAUCACACCCGGUUGCGGAAAAUGCGCCCAUGUUCCCCCCAGCGGAGUGGUUCGUUGGUGCGCGCCUGAAUUUUGCCGAGAACAUUCUUCACUUUGGCAAGGACGAGGACGUCGCGGUGAUUGCAUGCACGGAGCGUGAAGAUGACACACAGCGCACGACGUAUGGCGAUUUGCGCAAGCAGGUAGCGCAGGCGGGUCAUGCCUUGCGCAGUCUCGGCAUUAAGCCGGGUGAUACUGUCGCGAGUUACUCGGGCAACACGUGCGAGAACCUAGUCGCGUUCCUUGCUGCCAGCGCCGUAGGUGCUGUGUGGACGAGUGUCCCCCCCGACUUUGGCACGGCUGGGGUUUUGGAACGCUUCACGACCGUGCGUCCGCGCGUGAUUUUUAGUACGAAUCAGGUCUUGUACAAUGGUAAACUGCAUGACCAUAUUGGAAAACUGAAUGCUACGAUCGAAGGCUUGUUAGCUCUGCAGGAUGAGUCGAGUCAUGAUCGCAAGGAAGAUGAGCCGCAGUCCAAGCGCGCGCGUUUUGAGGCGGCGGGGUCCAAAUUGGAGCAUAUCAUUAUUGCGCCUUACAGCGGCACUCAUCCUGACCGCGAUGCGCGUCCCAACGGCGUCGACGGUGCCAACGACAAGCACGGCCUUCAGCGCCACACAUGGUCCGAUUUUCUUCAAAUGGGUGCGAGCGAUGAGCCAUUUGUAUUUGAGCAGCUCGACUUUAACCAACCAUUGUGGAUCCUAUUCUCGUCAGGCACCACGGGCACGCCGAAAGCCAUCACACACCGUGCCGGUGGCAUGUUGCUUCAGCUAGGUAAGGAGCAUCUCCUGCACGGUGGCUUGAGCCGCGAUGACGUGGUGUUCCAGCAUACGACGAUCGGCUGGAUGAUGUGGAACUGGCUUCUGGGUGCCUUGUUGGGUGGCUGCCCGAUUGUGUUGUACGACGGUUCACCCGUGUACCCCACGGGUGUGCUGUGGGAAAUGGCAGCGAGGCUGGGUGUGACAGUGUUUGGCACGUCGGCUGCAUACCUCUCGAUCAUCGAGCGCCGUGCGUUCGUGCCGACGGAGCUGUACGACCAGCUCAAGGUGCGCAUGAUUUUGUCGACGGGCUCUCCGCUGCGGGCGGAGUUGUACCCGUUUGCCGAGAAGCUUGUGGGCCGCCCUGUCAUGGUCGGCAGUAUCACGGGUGGAUCGGAUCUGUGCUCGUUGUUCUCAGCCCACAAUGAGGCCCUGCCUGUGUAUGCCGGCGAAACGCAGUGCCUCGGCUUGGGCAUGGAUGUGGACGUAUUUGAUGCACAGGGCCGAUCCGUGCCGAACAUGGUGGAAGGCGAUUUGGUGUGCAAGACGCCUUUCCCUGCGCAGCCAAUUGGCUUCUGGCACCAGCCGAAUGAGCGGUACCGCGACAGCUACUAUGUCCAGUACCCAGGCGUAUGGUAUCAUGGCGACUUGGUCAUGCGCACCGACCACGGUGGUCUUGUCAUGCUAGGCCGCUCGGACGGUAUUCUGAAUCCGAACGGCAUCCGCUUCGGCAGUGCCGAUAUAUACGAUGUGUUGGAAAGCUCGGAGGCCACAGAUCCCUCAUCGCCACUGUCCCACGUAUCCGAUUCCCUCGUGGUCGGCCUCAAGACGCCUGCCAAAGACGACGAAGUCGUUGUGCUGUUCCUGGUCGUUUCAGACGACGCCGACUGGAGCGCGAUCGAAGCACAGUCUAAGUCUCUUAUCCGCCAGCAGCGCAGUGCGCGACACGUUCCAGCCUACGUCCGCCGUGUCCAGGGCUGCCCCAAGACGCUGAACGGCAAGCGUGUGGAAGUGCCCGUGAAAAAGCUGAUCAACGGUGCCCCCAUCACUACGAUCAACAAGGCCACGCUUCUCAAUCCCGAGGUGCUGGACGAGUACGUGGCCCUAGGCGAGGAACUGCGUGCGUCGCUGGCUGAGAGCCGUGCUGCUGCUUCGCGCUCCUAG